AUGGCGUUUGCACUGGAGCAAGCCUCAGUCUCGUUGAGUAUUGAGAUGUUAGGUCAUAAUCAAGCUCGUGGCAUUGACGAGCUUUGGGCGGGCAUAUCUGACAUCAAGGAGAGACGGAAGCUGCAGAACAGACUCAAUAGAAGAGCUUAUAGAAAGCGCCAGUCCGAGUUGAAGAGUCAAGGAAAGCAUGAAGCGGAAUCUUCAUCCACGGAUAGUACUAUGGGCCAUCGGACCAAGAGGCGCAAGAUCCCAGGUUCGCACGUGUUUUCGCUAGACGGCGAGCAAUCAAACCACAAGUCGGGACACAUCAUGCUCAGUGAACUUAUCAGGUCUUCGAAACUGUCGUUCCACAGCCCAGACUCGAAUGGGGAUAGGGCAUCAUAUGCCUCCCAGGAAACCAUGUUUCAGGAUCUCAACAUUGACGGACAGUACGAGGCGUUCCAAUCCACAAUUCAGCAGUCGCUGCUCAGCCCUGAGCAAUUCGACAAUCUCAUCAACCCCGCCGUGAACGAUGAUGAAUCCAACAGCGCACUUCUGGAGGCUCGUUUGAAUAGCACUAUCAACGCCGGCCCAUCUACUUACCUGGGAUCUGAUCACCUUAUAACUCUGAUCUAUUAUAACGUUUUCCGAGGACUGAGCAAGAAUAUCCAGGCACUGAAACUGGAUCUGAACUUGAUGCGUCGGAAAGAUUACCAGUCGCCCUUCAUAACAGGCGACUAUGAUUUGUCGACAUUGGCACCCGAUUUUCACCCUACCUUGAUACAGCGGACUUUCCCCCAUCAUCCUUGUUUUGACAUAUUCCCGGAUGCUGUUGUUCGGGACAAUGCAAUCAAGAAUUGGGCGACGGAUCUGCCAUAUGGCUACCUGUGCACAACCCUGGCUGGGAGAAGAAAUUGGCAUGAGAUAGAACUUCCAGCAAGACACAGCUGUGUCUUGUGGGGUGAUGCUGACAAUGCAGAUAAUUGGGAGGUCACUGAAGCCUUUGCAAGUCGUUGGCCUUAUCUUGUUCAGGGAGCAUACCGACUGGAAGCUGCAACGAACAAGUGGCGGGCACUCCGAGGGGAGCGACCGAUUUCGUUUGCAUGA
Exophiala bonariae is the source of this 1086-nucleotide messenger RNA. RefSeq lists its product as uncharacterized. Lineage: Eukaryota; Fungi; Ascomycota; Eurotiomycetes; Chaetothyriales; Herpotrichiellaceae. The coding region runs from base 1 to 1086 and encodes 361 amino acids. The record is from RefSeq and is a predicted model, not a curated record. The transcript has 2 exons.